AGUCGCUAAAAUGGCGAGAUACAUGGCGUGUUGACGUUUAUUUAAAGUGCUCCUUGGUCAAAAUAAGGGUGUAGGGAGACCUUUAAAAAAAUCUGUCAGCAUCUAUCACAUUACAAUUGCACGUCAUCGAUUAUACUUGCAAAGCGAUGCACUCGGUCAGUGCCUGUUUGUCGAGUUCCGCGGAUGUAGACGACGUGACGAUCCCGUUGGUUAAACGCGAUCAAAGCUGCCAAGCGACCGACGAGAGCACCGGUGAACCGUGCGGCGAAACCGAGGGUCUGCGUAUUCUCAAUGAAUUUCGCAAAUUGUACGAGAGUCGCAUCGAGAAGAUCGAUCGGGAAUCCGGCGGCGAAUCUGAUCGGGUCUCCAUGAAGCUGCAGAUAAUGAGCGAUUGGAUUAAGGAUCUAGGAGAGCAAAAUACUAUGUUAGUGCACACAGUUGAAGAUUUGGAACAGGCCGCGUGUAAUAGAGUUAAGUUACUAGAGGAGAAAUUAAAACAAUCGUCCCAAAUAGUUGUAGAUAAUUUGACAAGAUCAAGUCAUUCUGAAAAGGCUUUAAAUACACUUUCAAAUCGUGUCAGUCAAUUAGAAAAGGAUGAAGAAUAUCUGCAACAGAAAAUAGAAUAUCUGCAAAGUGACAUUAGAGGAUUAUUAGAAGUGAUUCGUCGCGCACGUCAGGAAAAUAUUUGGAAUCUUGAUGGUAUUACAUUCUUUGAGAUUCAACCUGAGGAUAUUCCAGUUUCGGACUGUAUCUGCAGUCAGGAAGAAACAGACAUUGAACAUAUCAAAUCCUUGAAUUUGCAAGUAGAACAACUUCAGGAAAAUGAGAAAAAAUUAAUUAGAUCUCAAUUGGAAUUGGAAGGAAAAGUAGCAGAUCUCAUGACAGAAUUAUCAAUGAAAGAUGAGACUAUAAAUAAAUACGUUUCUAGACUUCAGUGCUUUUGCGAGAAACUCAAGGAACAUGCUAAACAAACAAAUGAAGUUAUUAUUCAUCCAAUGAUAAAUGAUCAAAAUUGCGAUAUUAUCUUAACACCUGACAUUUUGGAAAGUGUAUUAGAUGUAAAAGAUUUGGAAAACAGAAAUUUACGUAGACAACUGCAAGAUGUUGAAUCCAAGCUUAUGGUGUACACUUAUGAAAACAAUAUGGAUACAACUAAUCUACAAGUACAAUUGGAAGAAAAAUCUAAAAAAAUACAGCAAUUGGAGGAUAAAGUGGCUCGCCUCGAAAAAGAAGCUAUGAAAACACAGGAUACAUUAACGGCGGAGAUCACUGCAUUGCAGAAACAAAAUUACCAUGCAAAUAUAGGAAAUCUUUUGAAGGAUGAUUUAAUUAAAGAGAUGCGUAAGGAAUUGAAAGAAGCAACUUUAGAGGAUACAUCUCGGAAAGUUCGCAUUGAUACAAAUAAUUUUCCAGAAGAUGAAUUUAUAUCAUUUCUGAACAAUACAAAAGCGCAUGUGCAAAAAGAAUGUGAAAUUUUAUCGGAUUUAAAACUUGAAUUGGGGAAAUUUGUAGAAAAAUUAACUGUCGAAGAUAACGAGAUGAGUGAUUGCAUUAUGGCUAAUAAUUGUAUAAAUAAAAACAAACUUUUUGCAAGUGGCAUGUCAGAUAAAUUGGUCAACUGUAUUGAAAUUAUCAGCAGAAUGUACUCGGAAAGAGAAAAGGAGAUUACUCUAUUUGAUUGUAUAAUAAAGAAAGAAGAAAAUCAUUGUAUGUGCAGCGAUCCUAAGAAUAUUAAAUCAAAUAUAAAUAAUGCACGACAAUUCAAGUUGAUGGAAGAAUUCAGAGUAUGUACAGUAGAAGCUCAGGCAGCAACAGAAGAUAUUCGCGAAGAGAUAAACACUGUUAUUUCCACAUUUAAUUCACGACAUCAAAACUAUGAAGAAUUGAGCAAAAUGGUUACUAGUACACAAACUUAUUUAGCAAGAACGCGAGAAGGAUUAAUAGAAGCUGUUAAUAGAUUGGAAUUACAAGAGGAAGAGAGAUUAAGGCAUAAUGAAAGAAUUGUGAAUGGCAAGCUUAAACUGAAAGAUAUAAAAAAUGAGAUUAAUCAGGUUCAAUCGGAAUUAUUCCGUUGUAUUAAUAGUAUGCAGACGAAUAUACAGGAAUAUCAUGAAUCUGGGUACACAGGAGCAUGUAUUAGCAAUGAUUUAUUAACUGUUGUGAUGGAAGAGGUUGAGCAGAUACUGACUAAUUUGCAAUUAUUUCAAACUCAGGGUGGUUGCAUGACGUCGAUAGUAAAGGGAUUAAGAAGUCAAUUAUGUACUAUAGAUUGCUCUUUAAAGGACUUACAGAAGAAAACCGGUGAAGUGCUCUUAAACAAUGAAAUUGCAAAAACGACAUUCUGCGAAAGAGAAGGCAGAUUGACUAAACUGGAAGAAGAGGUCGAUUAUGCACAUACAAGAAUGCAAGAUGUAUUGGAAACUUUUCUUUCUACAAGACAGGAAGAAAAGGAACAAUUUCCUCACUUUGACAAUCAGGAAAUAAAUGAUAUAAUAAAAACAAAAGAAGAUUUACAUAAAUUAAGAAAGGAAUAUGAUGAUCUGAAACUCAGCAUGAUUCAGCAAACAUGUCAGAUAAAAUAUGAUGAAAAACUAAAUAAGUGGAAAAAUCAUAUAACUGAUUUAGAAGAUCAAAUCAGAGUAUUGCAGCAUGAGGUAAAAUGUAAACAAGAAACAAAUAGUUUUUUAAAGAAUGGUAUUCAAUCAAUGGAGAAAGAAUUAAUUAUUAUACGAACAAAGGCAGAACAUUAUAGACAGAGUCACAGCAAAGAUAGUAUGGAACUGAAAAAGAAAAUAAUAGAAUUAGAAAACAUUAUCAAAAUGCAAAAAGAAAUAGAAAACGAUCUUCGAAAAAAUUUAAGUAUUAAGAAAUCUACAGAAAUCUCAAAUGCUUUUCAUAUAGACUAUAGCACAGAAGCAACACUCUUACGCUAUGAGUAUCCAUCUAAGCACGAAAAUAUGUCUGAUUUAUUCAAAACUGUACAAGAUGCUGUGCAAUCUACAAAAUUGGCAAUCCAAGAUCUUGAAAGUGAAUUUAAAAAAUCGAUAUGUGAAGAAUCAUCUUUCUCUUCUGUUUCGGCAAAAUCUGUUGUGACAUUGACAGACUCAAUAGGAAAAUGUAAAGAGAAAUUGGACAUUUGUUUUCAUGAGUUAAGCAAACUUAAAAGUGCUGUAUAUUCCAAAGAGAAAUUGCUACAAAAUAUGGAAGAAGUCAUACGAAUACAACGAGACUCCUUAACAAUGAGUCAAACAGAAGUAAAAGAUCUGCAUCAGAAGCUGCAAGAAAAGAUUGAUAAGCAAAAUCUUACUAUCGCGCAAUAUGAGAAAGAGAAGAACGAAUUAGUGAAGCAGAAUGAACUCCAGAUUCAAACUAUCGGACAUUUACAAAAUGCUGUUGUUGAAGCUAAGAGAAACUUGGAUCAAAUGGGUCAUAAAGCAAUGAGCGAUCUUUGCAAAAAAAAUGAAACUAUUCGUGAAUUAACAAUGUGCAUUGAUGAAACACAACAUCAAUAUAACGAAUGUUUUACAGAGGCAACUAAUCAGGACUUAUUAUUGGAUUUACAACGAGAUGCUAUUGAUAGUCUGCACAAGAGAAUUCGUUAUCUGGAGUAUGAUAAGUGUCUAAUCAUUAGUACUCUGCAUACAAUGUAUUCCUCAAUCCUAAGUGUAGUACAGGUAUAG
This is a messenger RNA of Camponotus floridanus (Florida carpenter ant), 3680 nucleotides long. Its product is annotated as rootletin. Bases 147 to 3680 code for a protein of 1177 amino acids. NCBI's taxonomy places the organism in Eukaryota, Metazoa, Arthropoda, Insecta, Hymenoptera, Formicidae. The record is from RefSeq and is a predicted model, not a curated record. The transcript has 31 exons.